This is a messenger RNA of Salvelinus fontinalis (brook trout), 1813 nucleotides long. RefSeq names its product lipid droplet assembly factor 1-A-like. The transcript has a single exon. The record is from RefSeq and is a predicted model, not a curated record. Bases 109 to 552 code for a protein of 147 amino acids. Lineage: Eukaryota; Metazoa; Chordata; Actinopteri; Salmoniformes; Salmonidae.
UGCGGACCGCCAUAAUAUUAUAGAAGAAGAAGAAACCAAACAAUGCAGUGCAACAAUGUGACAACUAUCCCCAAAGGGCUACUGCAGCUUUGAGGCAGUUUGAGUAGCAUGAUGGACAGCCUGUACUAUGUCCCCAAGGUGGCAGAGCUGAUGAACACAUCAAUGGGGCAGUACCUCAAUGGCCACCCAUUCUUAGCCAUGGCUGUGUUGGUAUUUGGCGCCAUGGCCACUGUACCCAUUGGGAUUUUCCUGACCUUUGCCACUGUUACAUUCAUUGGUGCCACUGUGGGUUUAGUUUUAUUGGAGGUGUUUCUGCUAUCCCUGGGAGGGGUCAGUCUGCUGUGUGUGCUCUCUGCUCUGGCCAUCCUCUCCAUCCUGGUCUCCUUGGUCCUCGGUGCCUGUUACAUUACCUCUUACAAUGUGCUCAACUUCUACUACAGCCAGCGUGUCAGUAGGUACCGAGUCUAUAGGUUGGAGCCUGCGACAAAUGUAACAGUCAUGGAACAAGAUGGAGAAGAAGAUGAAGAAGCCUAUGGGAAGCCGGAGGUAUAAGGAGCUGCAGCGUCAGUGAUGGAGAUGGCCUUCUACAGACACAAUUGUAUACUGAUCACUUUCACUGCAGUCCUCUCACUGGCAGAUAGAGGUUCCUCUAGACUCGAGAACUAGAUAGAGUAAAACCUCAGGUUGACUUUUCAUUAAAGGCCCAAUGCAGCUGUUUUUAUCUCAAUAUCAAAUCAUUUCUGGCUAAUAAUUAAGUACCUUACUGUGAUUUGUUUUAAAUUAAAACAAACAAAAAUUGCUUCUUAGCAAAGAGCAUGUUCUCAAGCAAUAAUUGUUUAGGUCUAAGUGGGGAGGGAAAAACUGAACAAUAUCUGUUAUUGUCAGAGAUGUUUGGAACUCACUUUCUUAUUGGUCUAUUAACUAAUUUAACGCCAAGUGAUGUCAACAGGCAGCCCACCAAAGCAGGCUGAAAUUUCAGGUGGUCUUUUCAAACAGCUCUUGCACUGAAAGGGCAUCAUUUUCACAAUUGCACAGUAUUAUUCCAACAUCAUAGUCUGGAAAUAUUUAUAAAACAGAAAAAUCAUGUCUUUGACUGCCCUGGGCCUUUAACUAGAAAAAUCUAUUAUCCAAACAGCCCAAUGGAAUCAUCACCAUUGAUACAAGUAUUAAUAUUUCUUUAUAUGAUUCUGGAGGUUGUAUAAUUUCACCUGACAAUGUAGGCACAUUGAUUGUUGAUUUAUUUUAUUGCAUUAUAGCAUUUGUACUAAUAUCUCUAUUUUCUUGAUCUUUCUAAGGGUUAAGAGUACAAAAAUGUAUAUUUUAUACAUAAACAGUUGAAAUUCAAGCUGCUAUCGGUUGCUAGUCUGAUUGUCAGAUGUUACAUGCAAUGAAUGUACCUUGGUUUUUAUUGUCCUCAUCAUUUGCAAUGGAGAGGGGACUAAGAACCUGUAAUGGUAGAAAUGAUUUGUUAAACAAAGCCCAUUUAGAACAUGACAGAUGACCAGGUAGCAGUGCAAAUAAUAUACAUGUUACUACUACAUUGUAUUUGACAAUAAUCUGUGUAUUCUGUAAACAAUGUGUACAUUUGCCAAAGAUUUCAUUAAAUGUGUUAAUCUAGUUUUGAUCCACAUAGGAUUAAUAACAGGUCAGUCUUUUACGUUUAAAAUCUGUGGUCCAUUUGAACAGUGGGAGCUAGUUUCUGUGACUAAGGUCAUGUCUGUUUUUGUAAACCAGAAAUGUAAAGUAUGCACUAAUAGAGAUGAUAGUGACUGAUGAUUUGUAUCAAAAAUAAAGUGUUUUUAUAUGUAUUCAA